This is a messenger RNA of Thlaspi arvense, 8910 nucleotides long. The record is from the annotation of a GenBank genome assembly. NCBI's taxonomy places the organism in Eukaryota, Viridiplantae, Streptophyta, Magnoliopsida, Brassicales, Brassicaceae.
AUCAUUCUUCGCUCUUCCCUAGCGCUUUUCAUCUUCCCCGUUGGGUUCUCUCUCAAAAUCACCGGAGGAGAAAGGGUUCAAAGCGUAAUCUCUAAUUGGUCGGAGAAAUCCAACGUUAGAUAUAUUAUCACGGUUGGUUUUAGAAAUUAGGGCACGAAACGAUGCCCUUGUUUAUGCCAGACGAAGAGCUGGCGCGGCUAUCUAGCGAUGCCGCGUCGGUGGUUGCUGAGAGAGCCGACGAGUACAUACGGAAGUUGUACGCUGAGUUAGAUAGUGUACGUGCGAAGGCUGAUGCUGCUUCCAUCACGGCGGAGCAGACGUGCUCGCUUCUCGAGCAGAAGUACCUCUCGCUCUCUCAGGAUUUCUCUUCCCUUGAAUCUCAGAAUGCACAACUUCAGUCCGAUUUGGACAAUCGUUUAGCUGAACUCGCAGAGUCUCAGGCACAGAAGCACCAGCUCCAUUUGCAAUCGAUUGAGAAGGAUGGAGAGGUAGAGAGGAUGACGAUGGAGAUGUCGGAGCUGCAUAAGUCUAAGAGGCAACUCAUGGAGUUGCUGGAGCAGAAAGAUGCCGAGAUUAGCGAGAAGAAUUCCACCAUUAAGAGCUACUUGGAUAAAAUUGUUAAGCUGACUGACUCUAAUUCGGAAAAGGAAUCCAGAGUUGCUGAAGCCGGCGCAGAGUUGGCACGCUCCCAAGCCAUGUGCAGUCGUCUAUCUCAGGAGAAAGAGCUCAUGGAAAGGCAUACCAAAUGGCUUGAUGAGGAGUUAACAUCCAAAGUUGACAGUUAUGCUGAACUCCGUAGAAGGCAUUCUGAUCUUGAGGCGGAAAUGUCAGCCAAGCUUGUGGAUCUUGAGAAAAACUAUAAUGAGUGUUCUAGCACGUUAAACUGGCAUAAGGAAAGACUGAGAGAGCUCGAAACAAAGAAUACUUCGUUACAAGAGGAACUCAGCUCGUGCAAAAAUGCAGCAACGACCACUGAAGAGCAAUACAAUGCUGAACUUUUCACGGCGAACAAGCUUGUUGAGCUGUACAAGGAAAGUUCGGAGGAAUGGUCUAGAAAGGCUGGCGAACUUGAGGGUGUCAUUAAGGCCUUAGAGGCACGGUUGAGCCAGGUCGAGAGUGGUAACAAAGACAGACUUGAGAAAGAAGUGUCUAUUAACCAGCAGUUAGAGAAGGAAAAUGAAGACCUUAAACAAAAACUGGAGAAGUGUGAAGCAGAAAUUGAGAAAAUUAGGAAAACAGAUGAGCUAAAGCUUAUACCUUUCAGCAGUUUCACAAGAGGCAGAGUGGUUGACGAUUCUGGGACUAGCAACAUGAUAGAGGAAAGCCAGGAAAUAAUUUCUAAGGUUCCUGCUGGUGUGUCAGGAACGGCGCUAGCAGCUUCACUUUUACGUGAUGGAUGGAGUCUGGCCAAAAUUUAUGAGAAGUAUCAAGAGGCUGUUGAUGCCUUGAGGCACGAGCAAUUAGGUCGAAAGGAAGCUGAGUUGAUACUACAACGGGUUUUAUCCGAACUAGAAGAGAAAGCGGGGUUCAUCCAAGAGGAAAGAGGUGAGUAUGAACGGAUGGUUGAAGCUUAUUCUCUAGUUAGUCAGAAACUUCAGGAUUCUGUAUCUGAACAAUCAAAUAUGGAGAAAUUCAUCUUGGAGCUAAAGGCUGACUUGAGGAGACAUGAACGUGAAAAUAUUCUAUCUCAGAAAGAUAUAUCUGACCUACAGAAGCAGGUUACACUACUACUGAAGGAGUGUCGUGAUGUCCAACUUCGCUGUGGAGCUGCCAGGGAUGAUGACGAGGAUGAUCAUCAGUUUUCUGAUGUUGAGAUGGAUAUGGAAUCUGAAGCUGAUAAAAUCAUUUCAGAGCAUCUUCUUAAGUUUAAAGAUAUAAAUGGACUAGUUGAGCAGAAUGUUAAGCUCAGGAAUCUUGUUCGCAGUCUCUCAGAGCAGAUUGAAAGUAGGGAAAUGGAGCUGAAGGAAAAGUUUGAAAUUGAGCUGAAGAAAAAGACUGAUGAAACUUCUUCCAAGGUAGCUAUUGUGCUUAAAAGAGCUGAAGAGCAGGGUCAAAUGAUUGAAUCACUGCACACAUCUGUUGCAAUGUAUAAACGACUAUAUGAAGAGGAACAGAAACUUCAUUCAUCUUAUUCUCGCUCUUCAGAUUUGCCUCCAGCUGUAGUGCCAGGGAGGAAUAACUUCUUGCAUAUGCUUGAGGAUUCACAGGAUGCUACUAAAAGAGCCCAAGAAAAAGCUUUUGAACGCAUCCGAAGUCUCGAAGAGGAUUUAGCGAAGGCUAGGAGUGAGAUAAUUGCGAUAAGGUCUGAACGGGAUAAGUUGGCCAUGGAGGCAAAUUUUUCUAGGGAAAAACUAGAGGGCAUCAUGAAAGAAUCUGAACGCAAGAGAGAAGAAAUGAACAGUGUUUUGGCAAGAAACAUUGAGUUCUCGCAGCUGAUCAUUGACCACCAACGGAAGUUACGUGAGAGUUCCGAGUCUCUGCAUGCAGCAGAAGAGAUUGCUAGAAAGUUAUCUAUGGAGGUCUCUGUUCUAAAACAAGAAAAAGAAGUGUUAUCAAAUGCUGAAAAAAGAGCUUAUGAUGAAGUUUCUGCGCUAUCUCAGAGAGUUUAUCGUCUUCAGGCUACCUUGGAUACUAUACAGAGUACGGAGGAAGUUCGCGAGGAAGCAAGAGCUGCUGAGAGAAGGAAGCAAGAGGAGCAUAUCAAGCUACUUGAGAAAGAAUGGGCUGAAGCUAAAAAAGAAUUGCAAGAAGAAAGGAGCAAUGCGCGGAAUAGCACUUCAGAUCGCAACCAAACUUUGAACAAUGCUGUAAUGCAGGUAGAAGAAAUGGGGAAAGAAUUGGCUAAUGCCUUGAAGGCUGUCUCGGCAGCAGAGUCCAGGGCUUCUGUGGCUGAGGCUAGACUUUCUGAUUUGGAGAAGAAGUUAAGAUCUUCGGAUCCUAAGGCUCUUGAUCUGAGCAGUGGUGGAGUUCUCUCUCUUUCUGAUAAUGAGAUAUCCGCAGAACUGCGUAAUGCUGAGGAGGAAAUGGAAAAAUUGAGGGGAGAAGUAGAAUCUAGCAAAAGCCAUAUGCUUCAGUACAAGAGUAUAGCUCAAGUGAAUGAAACUGCGCUAAAGCAGAUGGAAUCUGCCCAUGAGAACUUCAGACUUGAGGCUGAAAAGAGACAAAAGUCGUUGGAAGCCGAGUGUGUUUCUUUGAGGGAGAGGGUGUCAGAACUUGAAAACGACUGUAUUCAGAAAUCCGAGCAAAUUGCGACUGCUGCUGCAGGAAAAGAAGGUGCUCUUGUAUCAGCAUCAGCUGAAAUUGCAAGGCUGAGAGAUGAAAGCUUAGUUAAAAGUUCCCAAAUCGAAGCAAUGAAUAUCCAAAUGUCCACUUUGAAGAAUGACCUGGAGACGGAACAUGAGAAAUGGCGUGUUGCUCAGAGAAAUUAUGAAAGACAGGUUAUUUUGCAGUCUGAAACUAUUCAAGAGCUGACGAAAACAUCACAGGCUUUGGCUGCCCUUCAAGAGGAGGCAUCUGAACUACGUAAAUUGGCAGAUGCAAGGGGAACGGAAAAUUCCGAGCUUAACUCCAAGUGGAGCGAAGAGAAAUGUAUGCUAGAACAGCAAAAGAAUAUAGCGGAGAAGAAAUAUCAUGAACUCAAUGAACAGAACAAAUUACUUCAUAGCCGACUUGAGGCUAUGCAUCUUUACUCGGCUGAGAAAGAUAGCCGUUCUGGAAAAAUAUCAUCUGGGAGCACUGACUCGGAUCAACUUGGAGAUUCUGGUUUGCAAAGUGUAGUUAACUAUUUACGCAGAUCAAAUGAAAUAGCUGAAACAGAGAUAUCACUGUUGAGACAGGAAAAAUUACGGUUGCAAUCACAACUUGAGAGUGCUGUGAAGAUGGCAGAGUCUGCCCAGGGAUCACUCAAUGCUGAGCGGGCCAGUACCAGGGCCUCAUUAUUGAGUGAUGAUGAAAUUAAAUCUCUCCAGCUUCAGGUUAGUGAGAUGAGCUUGCUCCGUGAAAGCAACAUGCAACUCAGGGAGGAAAACAAACACAAUUUUGAGGAGUGCCAGUUGCGGGAGACGUAUAGAAACAUUGAUGUUGCUGACUACAAUCGCCUCAAAGAUGAAGUGCGGCAACUGGAGGACAAGCUGAAAGCGAAAGAUGCUCAUAAUGAAGAUUUCAAGAAGCUUAUGUUAGAGAGGCAGAAUAAGAUAUCGCAACUAGAGAAGGAGCUAACAAACUGCCAAAAAGAACUGAGUGAGAGGGAGAAGAGGUUGGACGCUGCUCAGCAAGCUCAGGCGACUAUGCAGUCAGAGACUGAGAAGCUAAAAGCAGAGUUCUCUAAGCAGAAAGACGAUUUGGAGAGGUACAAGAGAGCCUAUUUUAACUUGAAGAAAAAGUACGAGAAAGAAAAGGAGGAUUUGAGCAAAGAGAACCAGUCACUCUCUAAACAGUUAGAGGAAGCCAAAGAGGCUGGAAAGAAAACAACAACUGAUGCUGUGGUGGAGCAGGCCGUGAAAGAGAGAGAUGAAAAAGAACAAAAGAUUCAGAUUUUGGAUAAGUUUGUUCAUACAUUGAAAGAUGACCUGAAGAAGAAGGAUGACGAAUUAACUAAAGAGAAAACGGAACGCAAGUCUGCUGAGAAGGUAGUUGGAGACUACUUGACCAAAGUUAAAAAGGAGAAAACAAAAGUGGAAGAAGAGCUUGUUAAGCUAGAAAAGUAUCAGACGGCUCUGGCUCAGCUCUCUGAAGAAUUGAACAAAUUGAAGCAAGCGGAUGGAAAUCUUCCCGAGGGUACUUCAGCUCUCCAGGUUCUCUCUGGAAGCAUAUUGAAUGACCAAGCCGCCGCCUACGUAUCAGCUGUAGACUAUUUUGAACGCAUGGCUCGUACUAUUGUCCUCAAUUCUCAAGGCAGCACAAAAUCUACUGAUAUGGUGACUGAACCUUCCUCUGCUACAGUUGAACCUUCAGCCAUUACCAGAGCCUCUCCUUCAAAAGCUCAGGUGGCAACUACCCAGCAGCCACCCAAAGCAUCAUCAGACAUGAACAAAAUGAAGAGAUUGACUUUACACAAACCAAUCGGUGAGGUCCGCAGACCGAGUAGGAGGAUUAUUCGUCCCCAAUUUGGCAAACCAGAGGAACCUCCGCAAGGUGAUGUUGAGAUGCCAGAAGCUGAGGGAGCUGGUAAUGAAGGAAAACAGCCUUCCUCCCUUGUAACAGAGCGCCAAGGAACUACAAUUGUACCACCUGUUCAAACACAUAUCCGUAAACGCCAGGCUGAUUCGUUGGCUUCUGAGCCACAGCCAGGGACUCAAGGGGAAACCAGUUCCGAGACUGCCCCACCUGCGUCGAAGAAGCCGAAAGGUUCUGAGUCACAACCGGAUACUGCCGAAGUUGAAAACCUCUCUAAAGAGGCAGAUGUGGAUGAAUCCAUGGAUGCUACUGCUGCUGUCGAUGGUGACAAUGAAGAAACAGAAGCCGAGACCGCAGAGGAGGAAACCGAGGAACCUGUGGAAGCACAACAAGAAAGUGAAGCUGUAGGGCAGGAUAAAGCUGAUGAACCAGUAGAAGAAAAUCUAACUGAGACAGAAACCAUCCCUACCGAAGAAGAGUUUAGGGAUCAGACCGAACAAGAGAAUCAAGAUCUUCUGACAGACGUGGAAUUUGAUAAAGAAGAUGGAGAGCUCGAUCUAGAUACACUGGAAGAUCUCGACGAGACUACGGAUGUAGCUAGCAUGGUGAGGAGUCCAGAGAAAGAAGAAGCACAGCCUGAGACGCUAGCUACACCCACACAGUCACCAAGUAGGGUGGAAACAACAAUGGAGGAAGCGGAAACCACCAUUGAACCACUACUAGAAGAUGUUAAGAACGAUGAAGGAAACGAUGUAGCUACUGAAGAAGCCUCUGAUAAACCCAACAAUGGUAACGAUCAGCAAGCAGCAGAAACCGAUCUCAGGCCAGAGACCACAGUAGCUACAACCUCCUCUGUAGCUGCCACUCCACCUACUUCCUCUACUCCAAGCGAAACUCCAGAAACAGAAGAAACCAAAAGAGCACCGUCACCAAGUGGGACAAUUGACAUAACUACGAGAGCAAAGGAGAGAGCAGCUAUAAGACAAGCCGCAGCAACCACUAUGGGAGGAGCCGGAGCAGCCACUCAAGGAGGAACCCGAACUGCUUUUCUAACUCCCAGAGGUCGUGGUCGAGUUUUAAACAUUCGAGGAGGCGUUCGACUUCCUCCUAAUCGUGGUGGCCGAGUCCCACCGCGUGGUGGACGUGGACAACCCCCGAGCCAGCCGUGAUUUGUAAUGGGUCCGUUUCAUCAUUUUUCCACCGGUUAAGCCCUACAAGAGUUAGGCAGGCAGGCUCUUUAUGACGGUAGAGAACUCAUUUUCAUGAUUAAACCAUUUCUACGUUUUUGUCCUCCGAUUUUCAGAUUUCACUAUAAAACCAAUUCCUAUCAUUGCCAAAGAUUACAAAUUGCAAAACAUGGUAAACACAAAUCCACGAAAAAAAUAAAACUCAACAUUACAUCAUACAACAAAACAAUCAAACAAGAAGCAACUCGCUUGUUAUAAAAUCAAAGCAAUCCGAAACAAUCGGACGUUUUAUGUUGACCCUUAAAACCCAAACCAAAACACUACAGCUUCUUCUAGUUAGUCCAGAGUUCCAGUUAAGUCUGGCUUUUCCUCUUUGACUGUAUUUGAGAUCUCCAUUGUUUGAAAAUCAGCAACCAAGUCUUCCUCUUUCUUCUGUUAGACAUGAGAGAACCUUAGCUUCUUCUGUACCAUAACCUUCUCUCUGUUUUCAUAAAAAUCGAAAUCAUCCAAUAUAGAUGUCUUUGCUGCAUAGUUCUUGAAGAUGUUCAACACUUCAUUCCCUUGUGGCAACCUCACCUCUUGUGUGUCUCUGCUAUUGGUUACAGGCUUGUUCUCAUUGUUCUCUAGUAUUAUAUGUCGUAACUGCGGAUUUGGAACAUCUUUGAUGAUGUGCCACUUGACCGGAAAAUAGCCGGUCCACUUAUCUUGCUGCCAAAACUCCAUGCUUUUCUCAUAAUCCACUCUCCCAGUCAUCUCAGCUACACCGCAGAAUUGGCCACUUGCAUUAACCGAGAAGAAAAGGAAAACCGGGCAGUUUCCACCGUUCUCUGCCAUCUUCUUUUGAGAUUCUUGAUAUGCACUGUCUAACUUCUUGUUCCCAUUGAGAGUACUUGACCAGACAUUGUACUUGAUGCUCUUGUGGAUGUCGUCUUCGCUAUAAGAUUUGAUCACGAAGAAGACUGCUUCCUCGUAUUUGGUCUGAAAGCUAGAGAGGUUAUAUUGAUCCCUUCUGAUCACCGAACCUACACCGUUGCUUCUUCCAUUCUCUUCAACAUCCAACGAACAGGACUCACAUUCCCCAUCGGUAACAUGAUCUUGAACAUUUGCAGUCAUGCUAUUACCAUUUUCUUUGUUUCUCGCUUUCGACUUCUCUGUUUCAUCUCGGUUUAAAGCUCCAGACUUUUUCCUUAACGGGUCCAUAUGGUACGCGAUUCCACCUCUUUCUUGAUUGUUGUUCAGUGCGAGGGGAGCAUAGUUGUUCUUUCGCGGUGUUCUAGGCCGUUCUCCCAUGCCAUGACCCGUGAAAGAAGUCUUGCUCUUUGAGUAAUAAUUGCUAUGGUUAUGACUUGAAGAAGAUAUGUUCUGUUUCAAAGGCUGGCUAUUUGAAGCAACACCAUACGCAUACUUGUCUCCAGUAGGGUCCCAUAAAUAGGUGGGCGACGAAACAUCUCCAUAACCAUAUUGGUUCUGAUAAUAUCCUUGAGCUGCGUACAUAGGUGAAUGAAGCGCGUGACUCGAUACACCAACCGGGCUUAUAGGCAUGUAAGUGGGACUAGCAUCAUAAGAUUGAUGAAACCCUGGCAUCAAGUAGAUCAAAGAUCCAUUUUCCCCUUGCAUUACCUGGUACUGAACCUCUGUUCCAUAACCAUAGUAUCCAGUUUCAUAAUAUGGCUCUGACUUAUUCUUCUAAACCCCAGAGACCAAAUCAAAGACACAUAAUGUUAAAAACGCAAUCAUCUUAAAUUAACAGAGAAGAGAGAAUGUUCUCAGAGAAAUUAUGCAAAAGAAAUGGUGGAGGCAGUGACCUUAGCAAGAGGAUCAACUUUAAGGUUCUUCACCAUAUCUUCAAAUGGCUGAGAACAAAGUAGAGAUACGGAACAGAGAAAACAGAGAGAUGAGAGAGAAGACGGUAAUGGCUGAUGAAGAAGAAAGAAGAACAGAGAGGAUUUUUUUUUCUCUUAUUUUUGUUUUCCUUCUUAUUCUUAUAUAUUAACUAAUUUAUUUAUUAUAGUUGCAAAAUAAAGAAAAAAGAGAAAUUAAAAAGGAGGUCGGGAAGAGGUACAGAUGGAGGGUAUAGAAUAGUCCACGUCAUGGAAUCGUGGCAUGAAUGAAUGUGAACCGAUGGAUUAGGCUUAAGACGAAAAUGAAACAUCUUUUCUUGCCAACUUUUCCAUCUGGAAUCUAUUCUUACACAACUCUCUUCAAUGUGCCUUCAAAAGGUAAUUAAAAGUUAUAAAAAAAGAGAAUCUUAAUUUCGCAUUAGCUAACACAAUUAAUUCUAGAGAUUAUUUUCCAUAUGAAUAUAUAUAUUCUAUGAAAAAAAUGAAAGUUAGGACCAAUUCUCAUGGUCUGGCAAACAAUAAAAAGAAUAUAAUAUAUUAUUAGAUAGUUGGAAUUUUAUAGAUUUGACCCUAUCUCUCUCUCUCUCCAUGUAUUCUUCAAUCCGAGCAAUGCCACAUAUGAGAAAAAACCAUAGAAAAUGCUUCCUUUUUUCCAUUAAAAAUGAUAUAAUCUAUGAGUUUUAGCAUUUUGUUUUACUCCAGUAUUUUUUCUAAACCACACACAUAGGCACACAUAUUUAUUCUUUUUAUUUAAACAUCUACACACC